Messenger RNA from Oryza brachyantha (malo sina), 1420 nucleotides. Its product is annotated as probable arabinose 5-phosphate isomerase. Bases 137 to 1186 code for a protein of 349 amino acids. Gene Ontology annotation, molecular function: carbohydrate derivative binding; isomerase activity. The record is from RefSeq and is a predicted model, not a curated record. Lineage: Eukaryota; Viridiplantae; Streptophyta; Magnoliopsida; Poales; Poaceae. The transcript is spliced from 3 exons. Gene Ontology annotation, biological process: carbohydrate derivative metabolic process; carbohydrate metabolic process.
AUCCAGUACGCGCUUUGGCCGUUCGCCCAGAUCCCAAGAAAAGAACAAGCGAUCCGCUGCUCGCCUCGCCGCGGCAUUUCCGCAAGCACCCCCCGCGCGCGCCGCCGCCGCCGCCGCGAGGGUGGUGAGAGGAAGGAUGGGUUCGCUCCCGGUGUCCUCCCCCUCCUCCUCGCCGGAACUCGCGGCGCCGCAGAGGCGGGUGACGGUGGCGGCGUCGGACCUGGCGCCGCUGUUCGGGGCGCAGCGGCGGCACCUGGACCACUUCUUCGACCGGCUCGACCUGGCGCAGGCGGCGGCGUUCGCGCAGGCGCUGCUCGACGCCCCCGGGGCGGUGUUCUUCACCGGCGUGGGGAAGUCCGGCAUCGUGGCGCGGAAGCUGGCGCAGACGCUCGCGUCGCUGGGGUUCACGCGCGCGGGGUUCCUGUCCCCCGUCGACGCGCUCCACGGCGACAUCGGCUCGGUCUUCCACGGGGACGUCCUCGUGCUGCUCUCCAAGUCCGGCGCCUCCGACGAGCUGCUCGCGCUCGCGCCCUGCGCCCGGGCCAAGGGCGCCUACCUCAUCUCCCUCACCUCCGCCGCCUCCGGCGCCGACUGCCCGCUCGCCGCCGUGUGCGAUCUCAAUGUGCAUCUGCCGUUGCAGGCGGAGGUGUGCCCCUUCGGCCUCGCGCCCGUCACCUCCACCGCCAUACAGAUGGUGUUCGGGGACACCGUUGUCGCCGCCAUCAUGGAGGCCCGCCGCCUCUCCAGGGACCAGUACGCGGCCAACCACCCCGCCGGCAAGAUUGGCAAAUCCCUCAUCUUCAAGGUUAAGGAUGUUAUGAAGAAGCAAAAUGAACUUCCUUUGUGCAAGGAGGGAGAUAUGAUCAUGGAUCAACUCACUGAACUCACUAGUAAAGGCUGUGGGUGUCUACUUGUGGUUGAUGAUGAGUAUCAUUUGAUUGGAACUUUCACUGAUGGUGAUCUCCGCCGUACACUGAAGGCAAGUGGGCAAGCAAUUUUCAAUCUCACUGUUGGGGAGAUGUGCAACAGGCACCCAAGAACUAUCACUGCUGAUGCGAUGGCAGUGGAAGCCAUGGAGAAGAUGGAAUCACCCCCUUCACCGGUGCAGUUCUUGCCUGUUGUUGACAAAAACAACGUUGUCUGUGGGAUCAUCACAUUGCAUGGAUUGGUCUCAGCUGGAUUAUAAUCAUCUUUUCGCAUCAGCUCUACCCUGCUAUUUAUCAUUUAUGAUUCUUUGCAACUAUUUGGUCCAGUUCAUCACUUGAUGACAUCUUAUCCCUGUACUAGUACGUGUAGUCUAGAGCGGGGAGAGACAUUGUUGCCUGUGUCUCCUAUGUAUGGUGUACUAUAAAAGCAGUAUGCUGCAGGUUGCUCGUUGGAUGUUUGUGCACCCUCUCUGUAAAUGAAUGUGGAAUAAGCA